Messenger RNA from Talaromyces marneffei, 1194 nucleotides. RefSeq lists its product as uncharacterized. Gene Ontology annotation, biological process: biotin biosynthetic process. NCBI's taxonomy places the organism in Eukaryota, Fungi, Ascomycota, Eurotiomycetes, Eurotiales, Trichocomaceae. Gene Ontology annotation, molecular function: 2 iron, 2 sulfur cluster binding; biotin synthase activity. Gene Ontology annotation, cellular component: mitochondrion. Bases 1 to 1194 code for a protein of 397 amino acids. The record is from RefSeq and is a predicted model, not a curated record. The transcript has 2 exons.
AUGGCACCUUUAAUAUUUCGUUCACUGGCCCGACCGCUCUUGAAUCGAUCCUAUAGCACCGUUCAAGCUGCAUCGACAUCACAUGCAAUCGCUACGGGUGCCCUGGCAUCGCCAUGGACGUCAUCAAACCUUCCGACCGUCAUUCAGAAUGCCACCACCGCCCAAGUGCCCCGGACUACCUGGACGAGAGAUGAGGUUCAACAAGUGUAUGAGACUCCAUUAAGUCAAUUGACGCACGCCGCGGCAAUAGUCCACCGCCGCUUUCAUGACCCCGCUGCCAUCCAAAUGUGCACUCUUAUGAAUAUAAAAACGGGCGGAUGUAGUGAAGACUGUUCUUACUGCGCUCAAUCUUCUCGAUACAAUACUGGUCUCAAGGCAACAAGGUUAUCACCCGUUGAAGAGGUGCUACAAGCUGCUCGCACCGCCAAAGAAAAUGGCAGUACUCGUUUCUGCAUGGGCGCUGCAUGGCGAGAUAUGAGGGGACGAAAAACCAGUCUAAAGAACAUAAAGGAGAUGGUGACAGGCGUGCGAUCAAUGGGGAUGGAGGUUUGCGUGACUUUGGGCAUGAUCGAUUCUGAACAAGCCAAGGAAUUGAAAGAUGCCGGCCUCACUGCAUACAACCAUAACCUUGAUACCUCACGGGAGUAUUAUCCGUCUAUCAUCACGUCACGCAGCUAUGACGAGCGCCUUCAGACACUCAGCAACGUCCGCGACGCUGGUAUCAAUGUGUGCUCGGGUGGAAUUUUAGGACUUGGUGAAGCAGACUCGGACCGUGUCGGACUAUUGCAUACUGUCGCUACCUUGCCAUCACACCCCGAGUCAUUUCCCGUCAAUGCUCUUGUGCCCAUCAAGGGAACACCUCUGGGAGACCGUAAAAUGAUUUCAUUUGAUAAGUUGCUUCGGACCAUUGCUACCGCCCGCAUCGUUCUCCCUGCCACCAUUGUUCGUCUCGCAGCAGGUCGUAUAAACUUAUCUGAAGAGCAGCAGGUGUCGUGCUUCAUGGCUGGUGCCAAUGCAGUUUUUACAGGCGAGAAGAUGCUUACUACGGACUGCAAUGGCUGGGACCAAGACCACGAAAUGUUCCGGAGAUGGGGGUUCUACCCAAUGAAGAGCUUUGAGAAUAAGGAACUUGAGGGAGAGAAACCAGCUGUGAUUCCAGAAAGUGAUAGCCAGGUGGUCGCUGCUACGGUAUAA